Tympanuchus pallidicinctus (lesser prairie-chicken) is the source of this 1727-nucleotide messenger RNA. RefSeq lists its product as uncharacterized. The record is from RefSeq and is a predicted model, not a curated record. Lineage: Eukaryota; Metazoa; Chordata; Aves; Galliformes; Phasianidae. The transcript has 3 exons. Bases 463 to 1473 code for a protein of 336 amino acids.
UGGGAAUUGCACACAGCCUGUUGAGCACAAGUGGGCAUGUGGAAAUUGCCUGAUGAACAGCACAUGGUUGAAAUUCAGCUAGAGAACUUACACUGACACCAGGCAAAGAAGAUGAGGGUAAAAUCAAGAUGUAAAGAAUAUUUGAGUCCUUUUGGAGUUCUGUAUAGCAGACCUGACCAAUUUCAGUUUAAAGGGGAAGCUCUGAGUCAAUGAGGUGAAAUUAUUUACGCCCUACUGGGAUGUGAUGCUGGAGACGUUGCAGCCUGUGGCCUCACUGGGUUUUUCUCUUUGGGUUAUUUUCCACAUAGAGGACAGGUUUACACACACAACUAGAGGAUGCUCUCCUGCUGUGUCAUGAGAAUCAGAGCCAACCCCAUUGCUGUGUGAACUCUUCAAACCACAGAGUCCAGCCUGAAAGCAACGACCUUGGGACCAGCAUUUUUCACCCUGCUGCCACCACCCAUGUGGACACAGGAUAUCACCAGGGCCAUUGGCCCCUCUGAGGUGUCCCCAGAGCUGCUGCAGCCCCUGGUGACUGUGGUGGCCACCUUGGGCAAGUUGGGGGCCAUCCCUGGUGACAUCUCCCUGGGAGGGAACAUGGGCUCACUACGGGCCAGGCUGCUGACCUUCAGCUCUGGUGUGCGCAGAGCCAUGGUGCACCCAGAUGGCGAUGCCACCCUCCUCCGAUGCGCCCUGGGGGCAUCCAAGGAACAGCCUGGUGCCCCCACAGCCAUCACUGACUCGUGGCAGGAGGCAGUGACCAAAGUGAAGGACAUCUGGGCUGAGCUGCAGGAGGAUGCUGCAUGUCUGAGAGAUGCCUGUGGGAAUGUGGCUGCUGCCAAGGCUGCCACUGAGGCCACCAAGGGCCACUUGGUGGAAGCAGUGACACGGGAGGACAAAGCACACAAAGGGUUGAUAGCUGCCACCAGGGUGGUGCCUUUGUCCUCAGAGGUGGCCCAGGUCACAGAGGUUGUGGCAGCCCAUGAUAUGCGGGUGGCAGAGGCCAGGGAAGGGCUGCAGGCAGCCACCAAGGCCACUGAAGAGGUGGCAGUGGCAGUGGUGGCAUCAGUGGCAGCCAAGGAGAGGGGACAACAUGCGGCAGUGGCCCAUGGGUUCCUGGUGCAGUUGGUAGCCGCCUGUAUGGGGGCCUAUAACUACUAUAGUCAUGUGGAGCAUUGUCUCAGGGACAUCAAGGCCAUGGUGGGUGUCACUACUGGAUAUGCUGGCCCUGAUGUCCCCAAGGCCACCCAGGGGGACAUGGGUAUCCCCAAGGAGCUAGCAGAGAUAGUGGUGGUGGCCGAGGCGCUGUGGGAUGCCAGCGCCCGUCUGACCCAAGAGCACCUCUUGGGGACACUGCGUGGUAUUCGGAGCCUGCUGGCCACGUCCAGUGUCACUGAGGCCACCAAGGUCACCCAGCGCUGCCAAGAGGCCACUGACGCCCUCCCUGGGCUGCUGCCACCAGGGCUGUGCUAGGGGACAAACAUGUCCAUCAGGAACCAGUGGUACCAACACCACCAUGAGAUCAUGGAGACGGCAGAUGAGGCCUUCAGGACUGCCAUUUCAACCACCAAUGGAGUGAGAGCUGUCACAAAAUGUCACCUCAGUGUCACCUCCAUGCAUUCCCUCAACACCUCCAGGGACAGGGAUGCCACCACUUCCCUAUAAAAAUGGGAAAACCAUUUUGUUUUAUAAAAAUGGUUUUGUUUUAUAAAAAUGUUACCACGUGA